AGUGUUCCGUGCGGCGCAGCUCAGGCUCGGUUGAAAAGAAAGGAUGAGGACAGCAGCGGAUUCAUGAACACACACACAGAUGCUGAUGAGAGACUCGCUGAUCAACGGAAGACGCAUGGUGUCAGAGAAUGCCACGGCAAACCGAGACUUUACAUUCAUUCACUUUAAAAGAAGGCAUAUUGACUAGGUUGUUUGUUUUUGACUUGAAGUCGUAAGUCGUGCAGCUAAUGCUGCAUAUCCUCAAAUUAAAAUGCCAGCGGGGCUGAAUGCGCAAGGCAGCGGUAUACCUACUUCAGAUACGAUGGGGUCAUUUAAGAGGAGGAAAAGAAAGUCAAUCAUAGUAACAGGGAUGCUUCUUAUUGUAUCCAUACUCAUUCUGGUCUUUGGGCUGGCUGCUACAACUAGGACACAAAACAUCACCGUGGGUGGCUACUAUCCAGGAGUCAUUCUUGGCUUCGGAUCGUUUCUUGGAAUCAUCGGCGCCCAUUUGAUAGAGAAUAAGAGGCAGAUGCUGGUGGCCUCCAUUGUGUUUAUCAGCUUUGGUGUGGUGGCCGCCUUCUGUUGCGCUAUUGUGGACGGAGUUUUCGCUGCAAGACAUAUAGACCUGAGACCUCUGUAUGCUGGCCGGUGUGAAUAUUAUUCUGGCGGAGCCUCAUUUGAUAUAGAUGUCCACUGUCAAACUGCAUCUCGGGUCUCCUGUAACCUGCGUGUGAAGAGCAACACCUGCUACUGCUGUGACCUUUACAACUGUGGCAAAGAGCAUCCUCUUAUGGGACUUCAGAAUAAAGAGGUUUUGAAAAAAUUUAGGAAAUCCUCCAUGAUUUGGAACCGAGUGGAGCUGCGUGGAGGAUACCAUGAGUACACAGAGGUCCGAAGCUGCCAGGAUGUCGUGCAUCUUUACCAUCUGCUGUGGUCUGCUACUAUCCUCAAUGUCGUUGCACUGUUUCUGGGCAUCAUCACAGCAGCGGUUCUGGGCGGCUUUAAGGACAUGAUGCCGACAGCAGCACCAGAUUCCUGUGAGCCAGAACCUCUCCCCAUACCUCCACCCCCAGAGAACCCUGGACCCACCGCAUCCAAUAACUCAUUUUACAACACUGCCCCCUGCUUACCUCCAUACACUGCCUAUGACCUUCAGGGUGCCAGCCUGUUUCCUGACUCUUCAGGCUUGUCUGAUGAUUCCCAGUCUGGAGCCAGUCACAUGUGGCCAACUAUGAUCCCACCUCGGUAUUCUCCUCCCUAUUACCCACCCGAUGAGAAGCCCCCUCCAUACAGCCCCUAAGGGACCAACCUGAGGAUCAAAACCACAUGGGCACCUUUGGAUAUUAGUGUCGGAAAUCACAAACAAUUUUGCAAAGGAGCCUCUUCAAAUAAAGAGGUCUCAUCAUCGCAGUUGGUUAGAAAGGGAAUCACCGAGAAGAGACUACAGCAUAAACCACAAGCAUUCAUCAUCAUAGAGCAGAUGUAAUACGCUACAUUAAACCCUGACAAGAUUUGUCCAUGUCGACAAACCUGAUGUGUAAAAUAUUCAUGCUCUAUAUAGGCUCUGUUCAAGAGGCCUAUACCUAGUCACAUCUAGCCUCACUAUGAGAUCAAGACUGUUCACAGAUAAGCCUUAAAAAAAGUAUCUGCUUCCUGUACAGUUCUCUUCUUAUCAGUGCCGUUCUGUCAUCCUCUCAAAGUGAACGUCUCCCUUUCAAAGUGGCACUAAGUGUCGGUUCUGCAUCUCCUCUGCUGUUUCAGCAUGAGGAUUAAUCUAAUAUCUUACCUUGCAAUUGAUUUUGCACUUUAAUGUCUUCAGAUUUUACUGUAUUCACAGUUCUUGAUUAUUACUUGAGUUAUUUUUAACUGUUUUCGGCAGCUAGAUUGCAAAGAACUACUGUACAUAUAUUAAGGCUGAAUCUUAAGAUCUAACCUUCAAUAUGUGGCGUUUCUUUUGCAUCGAGUCAAGCACACAAUCACGUCACAAAUUCAAAUAAUCAUUUGUGACAAAAGUAUCUUUAGCUUGAAUUAUGCAAAGUUAUAAGCUCGUACAUAGUUGUAUAAAUAAUAAGGAUAUCUCACAUACAUCUGCCUUUUUCUGUUGCUGUUGUUUCUGUAUAGGAACGACAGGCUGAAUGUAAAAAUGAGGCUUAGCUUUAAAUAACAAUUACAUAAAUAUAAGUGAUUAUCAUUAGUCAUUAUGUGAUAAUAAGCUAGUAAACAUUCUCUCCACUUUGCAAAUAUGAUAUCAGUGUGGGCAAUGCUGUACAUAUACAAACAAUCAAACUGCCUUUUCGUAACACAACACUAUUAAGACUUGUAGUAAUAUUCUCCUUCUUGUCAGUUUAUGUGUUCACUGUGAUUAAGUCUGUAGUUUAUAUAAGCUUGAUUCAUAUCAAGAUUUUACUGAAGCUAAAUAAGUAGAGAUGUUACAAUUUAGCAAUUGUAUUACUUCCUGGUGGACAGUAACUAAAGCCAUGUGCUUAAAACAGAACCCAUAAAGUGGAUCUUUGCCUUAUUUGUUCAUUUCUGACCAUGUUUAUGAAAACAUUGUUUACCUUUGAUGUUUGCAUUUGACAUUACAUCUGAAUCGAUCAUAUCUUGUUUUGUGUGGGAUCUACACAUUACAGAUUAUAUUUGUAAAAAGGGUGCAUUUUACCCCCGGUUUCACAAACAAUGCUUAAUAGUCCUAGAUCAAAACCAGUUUGACUGGUCUCAACUGAAAAUAACUUUCACAGACAAAUCUUAAAGGUGACAUAGAAUGAUUGAACGGGGUAUUUAUACUUGUUCUGUGAUGUGACAUGUAGACAAUUACUUAUUUUUUGGGGGUCUGUAAUGCCUUAGAACUUCCUAAAAACCUCUAUCAGAUAGCUCUAUUAGGGUGGGGGCUUUUAAACAAGUGGUUUUGCACCUAUUUGGCUCCCCCUACUGGCUUAACUUGCAAUCUAAUUACUGAUUGGCUGACUUUGCUGCCACUCAAAAAAUGUAGCCAAUUAUAUUAAAGUGGAGGGGCAGUGAGAUGCCUGUGAUGUCAUAAGCAUCAGUUUUUCAGAUUGGGUGGUUUUCUGGCUGACAUUUCUAAAAGAGGCAUUUCUAUGAGACUGAGAUGUUUAGCAUGUUUAGCACUUUUUGUAUGUUCGGGAAUGCGGGUAGACUACCAUUAUUCAACAAAGACAAGGUAAAAAUGGUUUUUCAUUCUCUGUCCCCUUUAAAAAAAAAUGCCUGUUCUAUUGAUUUGUUUUAAGAUACACAUAAGUAACGUCUUUUUCUAAGGCAUGUUUUUAAAGAUGCUUCAACAUCUUAAUUUAACCAAGGCCUAGUCCUGGCUUUAGCUAAGCAUUGUGUAUGAAACCAGGCUAUAAUGUUGUAUGAGCAGAAAUGUUCACUACAGGAGAUUGUCACUGAAAAUGUAUUCAUAAUUGACAUAAUGCUUCUAAAAAUAAAAGAAAUAGAUGUAUACUUUC
Molecule: messenger RNA, 3443 nt
Organism: Paramisgurnus dabryanus
Lineage: Eukaryota; Metazoa; Chordata; Actinopteri; Cypriniformes; Cobitidae
Gene: tmem255a
Product: transmembrane protein 255A
Source: RefSeq, a predicted model, not a curated record